UGAUCAGAGUCUCAGAUCUCGCAGGAUUUACAGGGAAUCUCACCGAUCUUCCGAUGGAUCUCGUAGUGCUCGCGAUUUUACUGUCCAUCACCUUCAGCGCCGCUCAAGGCGCCACACCCAAAUGUUGUGUUGAAACGACUAAAAAGUUUCCUCUUGAAGUUCUGCUGAAGGUCACGAAAUACGACGUCCAGACGGGCCAAGGAGUGUGUACGAUUGAUGCCCUCGUAUUGCAUGUCAAAGACAAGAGAUACUGUGCAACACCCAAGCUGGAGAGACUUCUGAAAAUGAUACUGUCAAAACCGAGGAACGGUCUUAAAUACGGUUCUGCUGUUUGAAUGGGAUCAGAGGAUAUAAUGCAUCAUAAACAUGUGUAAAGAUCCUUUACUUUCUUCUGUAACACUUUAUUAUAAGGUGACAUAGUUACACAUGUUACAUGUACUUACUAUAGUAAUAACAGUAAAUUAUGCAUAAUUAAGUAUCUAACCAUACAUGUAGUUAACAAUUACUACGAAGUACUUAUUUGUGUAAUUAUACUGUAACAACAUCCUUAAAAUAAUGUGCAACCCUUUCUUCUGUUUGCAUGUUUUUCUACAUUAGCUUGAUGAACUAGGUUACCUUGCAUAUGUAGUUACUAGUCUUGAACCCAUUUUGUUGAAUGCUUUAUAACUGCUUUCUUACAACAAAAUAAAGAUGUUUUUUUAUAUA
Messenger RNA from Rhinichthys klamathensis goyatoka, 705 nucleotides. RefSeq names its product chemokine (C-C motif) ligand 27b (gene ccl27b). Gene Ontology annotation, cellular component: extracellular region. The coding region runs from base 54 to 335 and encodes 93 amino acids. Gene Ontology annotation, biological process: immune response. The record is from RefSeq and is a predicted model, not a curated record. Gene Ontology annotation, molecular function: chemokine activity. The transcript is spliced from 3 exons. NCBI's taxonomy places the organism in Eukaryota, Metazoa, Chordata, Actinopteri, Cypriniformes, Leuciscidae.